Messenger RNA from Necator americanus (New World hookworm), 1200 nucleotides. RefSeq lists its product as uncharacterized. The record is from RefSeq and is a predicted model, not a curated record. Bases 1 to 1200 code for a protein of 399 amino acids. The transcript has 9 exons. NCBI's taxonomy places the organism in Eukaryota, Metazoa, Nematoda, Chromadorea, Rhabditida, Ancylostomatidae.
AUGGACGACAGAUGGGUGCACAGCAAAACCAACACCGCCUACAUUUCGCGACGGAACCUUCUCUCCACGAAUGACGAGUGUACCAUCAUUCAUCUGUCUUACGUCGCUCCUUCUGCACUUGGUCUCCUACAGAGCAAUCACGUGAAAUUUGAUACGCUCUGCAGCUCCGAGAAGGGCAUGCAGAAGCGUAAAACUGGAGGUGGAUCCAUUCUUCCCUUUGCCAUACUUUCAAACGGAACAUAUCGUAUCAAUCGUGAAGAAGAGAAGAAAAGAAUGGCUAUUUUUGAAAUGGAUGCUGUCAAGAGAAAUCCGGAUACUAGUGUGGAUGACCUUCACUCUGAGUUCGACUACCAAAGUGAAGUUGAACGCCGAAAAAAGAAGAAACAUGAUCUUCUUAAGAAAGACUUUAGUUCACUGGGUAAGAAUCCAGACCGGAAAGAGGCGCAAUCUUUUUUUCAAGAAGAACAUAGCCGCAUGCACAGACAAAUUUCACGCAUGAUGGCGAUGAAUGCCUACUCUCGGCAUAAAGAGCUCAUCAAUUUAUAUCACCUUUCAUAUCCUGGCGCCACGAAUAUGAUGAAGCGCGAUACGAGUAAGGAUCGCACCGAUUAUGACGUCCUUAAGGAUAAUCAUAGGUUUUUAUGGAGCGAAAAAGAUGACGCUUCUUUAGCGAGUAGCUGGGAAGCGCGCAUGGCGAGGAAGUAUUACGAUAAACUUUUCAAAGAGUACUGCAUUAUCGAUCUGACAUACUUCAAAAAGAACAAGAUAGCGAUGAGAUGGAGAACAGAGGCUGAAGUUCGUAGUGGUAAAGGACAUUUCAUUUGUGGUGCCAAAAAAUGCUCCGUUCAGGACGAUCUGUCAAGCUGGGAGGUGAACUUCUGUUACUCUGAAAGCGGCGAAAGGAAAAACACCCUUGUAAAAGUGCGAUUAUGUCGGCAAUGCUCGGAGAUGCUUAAUUAUGGGUCGCAACGAAGGAGAGCGGAGAAAAGAAAGAAGUCUCGGAGAGAAAAAGAUAUUCAUUCAGAAGCUGGGAGUGAACGGAAAAAUAAAGAAGAAUCACAAAGCGAAACCAACGGACGUGAAGAGGAAACGAAAGCGAAGGUGACAUCUGGUUGUGAUCCAUGGACAGCCCCAGUUCAGGAGACAAUUAGAACGAUGGACAAUGAGAUUGACGAUUUCUUAGACGAUUUAUUCGAUUGA